UGGGACAGUAUGUCGUUCUUUCUUCAGAGUUAUAACCAUGAAUCAAGAUUGAACUGUUCUCACGCCAGCUAUUGCGCGUUGAAGAUGACCAAACACCUGUCGUAUUGCGUCGUUGAAAGAAAUAAUAAUAGUCUUAUUAUGGAAAGAACUAUACAUUUUUUUUUUCAGUUUGCAAACCGUUGGCUAAGAAAACUUCACCAGGCUGCACAUGUAGUAAAGUAUUUGAUUGAACUUUUUGUGGCACCCAUCCACUUUGGAAACAGCAUCUCCCUUAUAAUGAUAAAUCCAAGUAAAAUGAAUGGUGAACUGUAGUCUUUUGCUAGAUUUUAUUUAGUGGAAGAGAAGCCUGCUUUUGAUCUGAAGUUGUUCGAUCUGAUCCUGAAGCAACAGGCAGCUGCAGCACUGCAGCUCAGUUUCAGGCUUUCAGCGGAUGCAGAGGAACAACAUAACCCGGGGCAUCGUCUCUUGUUUGAUACUUAGCAGAGUUAUUCUUUGCUUAGGAUAUAUUUUUAAAAUCUGGUAAAUUUAUCUUUCAGGGCGAAAUCUACAUGUGACUUUAGUGUUUUGAAGUUAGUUAUAAAAUUUACAUGUUUGACUGAAAUAACGAGUAUUCGUGAUCCAAGAGACCAUUUUAAUGGUUACGGAGAACCAACGUGGGUGGAUCAAAAAAUGAAGCAAGAAAUCACAUUGUCCAAAUGCAAUGUGUUGGGAAAAUGCUCUUCGCACGCCCCAGCAGUACAGUAGAUCGAGAACCUUCUCACUCGGUGCCGUGAGAGGCUUGAACAAUAGCGGACAGUGGACUCAACAGUAGGUGAAUACAGUGAAUGCCCUCUCUCUAUUAAUGGCGGCAUCACGCCCCUUAUAUAGGGCUCGGAGACCGACUCAACGACAUUUACAUAAAUGCCCCGCGACGGUGGGGGAAUAUUCCAGCAUAUUCUUUCAUCGCAGUCUACUGACCCCAAUGUACUCGCGUAAUUUCACGUCGCAAACUCUUUGUUCAUCCUUCGACUGGGCUUCAGCAGGUCGAAGGCUCGGAGCCUCCGCCCAGUUGUGGAUCCUCCGACGCUUCGGUGUCGGAGGUUCCGCGGCCCGGCUGGUCGGAGGUUGCUCGGCCCGGUUGCGUUCUCCUGUUAUCCUCGGACUCGGGAGGGUCGGAGGUUCCAACCUUUUCCUCGCUCGCGGACCUCCGCCGGUGCUUCAGUCCCUGCACACACUUUGCAUGACCUGACGAGUCGUCAACAUUAGUAUUCCCCGUCGAAGGUUAUCCUCCGACGUCCCAGACGUCGGAGGUUCCUCAGGUGAAGGAUAACCUCCGGCGCUACCAGGGGGAAGGACGCAGCUUUUCCCCAACAGUUCCCCCCUUUUUGGGCUAAUGGCACUCCUGCGGUCCAUGCGCUCAAAAACAUGCUACGCUGCGGAGGUCACGAGCAUGGUUGCUGCCUUCCCCCCUGGUGCGCAGGAUGUGUUUGUUAGCAAAUGUUGGAUAACUGUUUCUUUCACUUAGUCGUAAUUUUUCUUGUUUCUUUAUUUUGCCGGGAUCCUCCGAUCAUUGCUGCUAAGUAUCCUACGCUCGUUAGAUUGCGGAGGAUUGCGGAGGAUUGCGGAGGAUAUUAUUGCCGUUGGAGUUAGCCGUUGGCAUUGAUGAAGCGCAACGGUCUGCCCGAUUCCUCCGCUUAUAGCCGUUGGGCGCGGGGAAUCGCAACGGCCGCGCGGUCGCAGGCCCCCCCCCUAUAAAAGGAGGUGCUGGGGAGCCCUGAGCUCUCACCCCUGCUGCUCAUUGCCUGCACACUUUCCUUCGCUACGUUUUUCUCUCUGAGUUGCUUGCGUGCGUUUAGUUCAAGUGUUGUCGGAGGUUUUACGGUGGCUCAUCUUCCUUCACCGCGUCCUUCGAGGUCAGAUUUUUCUGGUCCUUUGCGCAAUUUUCUUAGCGUGAGGUCUGGAGGUUGGCUGCGGAGGUUUGAGGAGUGGAUGCUUGAGGCGGCCGAAGCUCAAGAUCUGGAGGAGACGUUGUCUGACGUCGAAGCUUCUGUUGGUGAUCUGAUAAGUGCGAAGGAGUUUGAGGGGAUGGCGGCGAUUACUUUUGAAUUCGGGCAGUCGACUGUGAGGGCGGAGGAUAUCGCUGACAUGGUUGAGGCUAGAUUUUUCAAGGAAGGUCGUGCGGAGGCUCCUCCUGCUGGUCAGACGGUGCCUGCGCCCGAAGAGGGGUAUGCGGUGGUAUUCAGGGACUUCUUCACCUGCGGACUUCGGAUGCCUCCGUAUCAUUUCCUUCGCGAAGUGAUGGAGAGCUUCAACGUGGAGCUGCAGCAUUUCAGCCCCAAUGGGAUACUGACCCUUAGCAAAUUCGCGUGGGCGUGCGAAUCCUACGGAGCCAUGCCCCACAUCGACACCUUCUGCUCGUACUUUGAGCUCCAGCGCCAGCCUAAGAAGGUGAAGGAUGCCGAAGGUGUCGAGUGUAUUGCGCAGUUCGGAAGCUGCGCGUUCAUGCCGCGCCGCACAAUGCCUGGGCCGAGGUGCGAAAUCUCCUACUGCCAAAAGGGGAAGUGGGAGAAGGAUUGGAUGAGAGCUUGGUUCUACGUGAGGACCCCCGCUGCGUCGAAGACUUUGGAUGACGGCAGCGUUGACAAAGUUUAUCCUUACGCGUCGCUGAUGAAGGAGCUGAAGCCUUUCUCGAAGGUUGAUCCUUCGCAGGAGAUGUCGGAGGAACGAGUUGCUUGUGACAAGGCAUUUGCGUUGGCAUGCCGAUACUCCGGAGGCCGGGAUUUGGUUGAGGAAAUGGUCGCUGCUGACUACUGGCCACUUGGCCGCAGGACCGAUGAGUUCACCAUUGAGAUGGUGCAAGUUCCUGUGUUUGGUCCUCCGGAGGGGUUGCCGUUUCCCCGGUUCGGCGCGGGUAUUCCGGAGGAUGAGACCAAGGAGUCCUUCCUUGAUCGCGUGGAGGUAUCUGCGCGGAGGAUCGUCGGGAAGAUCUCGGAGAAGGAGUUUCUCCAGCGGAGGUCUGCGCUUGGGACGAUGCCCCGGUUUAACCGCGUUUUUGAGGAAUUGGGGAUUGAGUACGAGGAUUAUGUUAUUCCUCCGGAUGUUUUGCUUGGGUUGGAGAAGAAGAAGGACUCCUCGAAGGCUGUCGCUUUGGCGGAGUCGAAGAAGAGGAGAGGGGGUGGCGCAGUCAAGCAGCUUGCGAAGAAGCGGAGGGCGGAGGUUGUGCUAGAGACUCCUGUGGAGUCUUCCUCCGCCCGCUCAUCUGGUGCCGAGUCGAACUCGGUAGCUUCUGCGCCUGCGGAGGCUGCUGCUGCUGGUGGGGCUCCUGAAGCUGCUGCUGGUGGAGCUCCUGAAGCUGAAGCUUCGCGUGCGGUUUCCUCUGUGCGCGCGCCUUUCGCGUCUCUGCUUGGGGAGGAGUCCUCUGACGCGGAGGCCCCCGUGGCGAGCCCUGUGCGGGAGGCGAAUCCUGCGGAGUCAGAGGGUCCGCGCGUUGCUUCGGUUGGCGGAGGGUCUCCGCCUAAGGAGGUUCAGGUGGAGUCCAGCGACGAGGCUGAGUCCGCCUCCGUUCGGAGGAUCAGGAGGGCGGAGGCUCCCCUUUGUCCGGCUGGUGACGGUAUUAACUCGUUAUACAUGGCGGAGGUUUUUACUGGGCUGGCUACCGCGGAGGAAAUGGCUAAGGGCGCCAGCGUCGCGCAGGAGGGGCUUGCCGUUCCUCCGCCGCGUGAGCCUACGCCCUCCGCAUUGGCCAACAGGCCUUCGCCUGCUGAUGUUCUUGGUCCUGGUGCUUCUGAACCUUCGAUCACAGGUUGGACUGAUGCCUUGCGCGAGGUUCAUUCCUUGGUCGGAGAUCGUUUUCGUCAGAAGCUUCGCGGCAUGGACUUUGACACGCUCCUUCGCGUGCAAUAUGAGCACCAUAGCCUUGGUCAUCACAUGGCUGCAGCCUUAGAGGAGCGUUGUUCUCGGGAGGUUAUCUGCCGUGAUGAGGCGAUUGGUGUUCUGAAGAAGGAGAACGAGACCCUGGAGGCUGAGAAGGCUCGUCUGUCGGAGGAGGUUAGGGAGUUUUCCUCCGUCAGGAGGGAGGUUGACUCCCUAAAGAAGGAGAGGGAUGACUACAAGGCUGGGUCGGAGGCUCUAAGGAAGGAGAAGGAGGAUGCCGAAGCUUCUGUGGCGGUCCUCCGCACAAGUGUUGCUGAGGCGGGGAGAGUUAGGGAUGUAGCCCUGCAGCGAGCUGAGAAGGCGGAGGACAUUGCUGAACGCCUUCGCAAAGAGCUUGACGCUGAGCGGACGUCUGCGGCUGAGCUGCAGACUCGCAUGCGGAAGGCGGAAGCGGAGGCUGCAGCUAUUGUCGAGCUCUAUGCCGACUCGCUUGCGAAGUUUGGGGGAAGCACCUCUGCUCCUCCGCCUGGCGGCGAUGUUGGGGCUGCCCUCGCGUGGCUGAAGUCUCAUAUCCGCAUGCUCCCCGACUUUGUCGGAGGUGCUGUUGAUUUUGGGGCUUUGGCCGCGGUUAGCUCCUUCGCGAGGCUGUUGCGCCGCGGAGGUUGCUCUCACGCGGAGGGAGUUGCCAAGGAGGAUUUUUCCGCGGCGGAGGACGUUGGCGAAGGGACCUCUUCCCUGCGCAAAUCUGUCCGGAACUUCAUCAGUUCGUUCUGGAUUAGGUUUGGGCGGGGUGAGGCGAAGAAAAUAGCGGAGGAUCGUCGAGCUGAGGAGAUUGCGAAGAAGAAGGCUAAGGUUGUCAAGGCCGGACCUUCGCGUCCCCCGAGUGAGGCGUGCCCUCCGACCCAGCCCGAAGCGGAGGCUCGUGAUACUGGUGCCAAAGCUCCGGAGGGAUCUGGUGCUAAGGUUUCAGAGACUCCCGAAGCUCCUGCUCCUCCUCCGCCUCAGGUGUGAGGCUUUUUAGUUUUUAGGUUUUUCUUAGUCUUUUUUGCGUCCAAGUGUGUGACGCUUUUUUUGUAAGUAAGGUCGGAGGUUGUGCUUUAUUUUGUAAAGACUGUUUAAAAUAUAAUAUAUUGAGUUGUUUUCAGAUAAGCCUUUGUUUUACACUUUGAUCCUGCGCAGGUCUCUGGCGGAGGACCUGCGCAGGAUCGUUUCAUUACUCCCCUUUCGUUUUUUUACAAAGGGAUUUAUGUUUCUGGUGAAUUGUGGGAGUAUUGGCAAGUUGCCUUCCCUAAUAUGAGAUUGGUGGACAUGUUCGAGUUUGUUGGAUAUGAUAUUGAUGGCGAAGGCUCUGGGUUUAUCCGGUCGCUAGCGCGCCGAGGUUCAUGGCCUCCGGCUUAGGUUGAUGAUUUUGAUUUUCUUUUCGUUUAUCGUAGGUUUUGGUUAUAUAUUUUUUAUGACAUGAUUUGAUGUGUUUAUGUAGUUCCCAUAUCCUAUCCUUCGCAUCUUUGGUGAGAGAGAUAGGGUACGUUGGGUGGCGGAGGCUUCUGAGGAUGUUGCUGAGCCUUUUCUUCAAGGUUUUCCGGAGGUUGUCAAUUCCUCUCCGUUGGAAGAUCUUCCUUCGAACUUUGUCGAAGGAAGUUACGUUACCCCGGUGACGUUCAAGCGCGGAGAUUUGUAUGCGAGGGGCUAUUUAAUUGACUGGUGGCGCCACAAGUAUCCUACGCGUAGUAUAGAUGACUUAGUUGAUUUCCUUGUACGUGAUUACUGUGAUGAUCUUAGGCUUUUUCCAGAUUCGUAUGUUAGAAUUGUGCGAGGGUCUUAGAACCUUCGGAGUUUUACGGUCGGAGGAUGUUUCUCGUUUUUUGUUGUAAGCUUGUGUUAUGUACAUUGUAUACGGUUAAUAAAGAUCAGACAUUUUUACUACAUGGUCUUCGCACCUU
This is a messenger RNA of Sorghum bicolor (sorghum), 5792 nucleotides long. RefSeq lists its product as uncharacterized. The coding region runs from base 1969 to 4863 and encodes 964 amino acids. The record is from RefSeq and is a predicted model, not a curated record. The transcript is spliced from 7 exons. Lineage: Eukaryota; Viridiplantae; Streptophyta; Magnoliopsida; Poales; Poaceae.